GGGCUGCCUUCCGGCCCGGUACCGCUUGGCCGGGCGGCUGCAGGCAGCGGCGGGCCCCGCGGGUCCUGGGGCGGCUCGGCUCGGCCGCGGCCUCCCCCUCUCCGCCCCGGGGAUCCCCUCCCCGCCUCACCCCCUAAUCUCCCGGCCCUCUCCGCCGGGCCCCACCGUGACAAGCACCGCGUCUCCCCUCAGCCCACCCACCCCAUCUCGGUCAGGCACCGGGGCCUUGUGGGGGCAUCGACCUCUUCAGAGCGGGGGUCGCGGUAUCCCCUGCUUCCUUCUCCCACCGGGAUCGGGCUGGCUCUACCCGGCAUCACCCCUUGGGUUUUCCCCACCUCUGCCUUUGGUGGCUCUUUGCCCGCCGGUUGUCGGCCGUCCCCGGGUCCCCCAUCCCGCCCCCAGGUCCCUCAUCUCGUGCCGUUGGUGUCGCUGAGGUUACCCCCAGCCCCCCCCCCCCCCCCCCCCCCCCCCCCCCCCCGUCUUUCCCCCUAGUUUGGCGAAGGCCUGCCCAGGCCCCUGCCCUUUCGCUCGCCGGCAUGGAGUUUGCGGAGCUGAUCAAGACCCCGCGAGCAGACAACGUGGCCCUGCACCGCCCUUUCUACCCGGCUGUGGAGGGGACCCUCUGUCUGACCGGCCAUCACCUUAUUUUCUCAUCACGGCGUCAAGAUAAUGCCGAGGAGCUGUGGCUGCUGCACUCCAACAUUGAUUCCAUUGAAAAGAGGUUCGUGGGCUCAUUGGGUACCAUCAUUAUAAAAUGCAAAGAUCUGCGAAUUAUUCAGCUGGAUAUACCCGGAAUGGAGGAGUGUUUGAACAUUGCUAGCUCUAUUGAGGCGCUUUCCACCCUGGAUUCCGUCACCCUCAUGUAUCCCUUCUUCUACCGGCCCAUGUUUGAAAUCGUUGAAGAUGGCUGGCGCUCCUUUCUGCCUGACCAAGAGUUUGAGCUCCUCAGCUCAGUGACAGAUGAAUGGCGUCUAAGCUGCAUCAAUAAGGAAUUCUCUGUCUGUCCCUCCUACCCUCCGGUUGUCAUUGUCCCCAAAUCCAUCGAUGAUGAAGCCCUUCGGAAAGUUGCCAUGUUUCGCCACGGCAGUCGCUUCCCAGUCCUCAGCUAUUAUCAUAAGAAGAACGGGAUGGUCAUGAUGCGAAGUAGCCAGCCUCUUACAGGUACGAAUGGAAGACGGUGUAAAGAAGACGAGAAGCUGAUUAACGCCACGCUACGGCCUGGCAAGCGCGGCUACAUCAUUGAUACAAGGUCCUUAAACGUCGCCCAGCAGGCCAGGGCCAAAGGAGGGGGCUUUGAGCAAGAAGCCCACUAUCCCCAGUGGAGGAGGAUUCACAAAUGCAUUGAGAGGUUUCAUAUUCUACAGGAAAGCCUCAUCAAACUUGUGGAAGCUUGUAAUGACCAGUCGCACAACAUGGACCGCUGGCUCAGUAAACUGGAAGCUUCCAACUGGCUGACUCACAUCAAGGAGAUACUAACUGCGGCUUGUCUGGCUGCUCAGUGUAUUGACAGGGAAGGUGCAUCAGUGUUAGUCCAUGGGACCGAAGGAACUGAUUCGACACUCCAGGUAACGUCUCUGGCACAGAUUAUCUUGGAUCCAAGGUGCAGGACCAUACAUGGCUUUGAAUCUUUGGUUGUGAGGGAGUGGCUGCAGGCUGGUCACCCUUUUCAGCAGCGCUGUGCCCAAUCAGCCUAUUCAAAUAGCAAGCAGAAAUGGGAGGCCCCGGUGUUUCUCCUCUUUUUGGACUGUGUGUGGCAAAUCCUUCGUCAGUUCCCUUGCUCUUUUGAAUUCAACGAACAGUUCCUCAUUAUGCUCUUUGAACACGCUUAUGCUUCGCAGUUUGGGACUUUCCUGGGAAAUAACGAAAAUGAAAGGUCUAAAUUGAAGCUGCCGCAAAAGACUAUGUCCCUGUGGUCCUGGGUGAACAGAUCUGAAGAGCUGAGCAAGUUCCAGAAUCCUCUUUUUGAGGCCAACAGCCUUGUCAUCUGGCCCUCGGUUGCCCCGCAGAGCCUGCAGCUCUGGGAAGGUGUCUUUCUUCGGUGGAACAGGCCUUCCAAGUUCCUCGAUGAAGCCCAGGAAGAAAUGAUCAGCAUUAUAAGAUACAACAAGGAACUUCAGGCGAAGGUUAACGCCUUGAGGAGGCAGCUAGCAGAGAUGGAAACAGAUGAGAGGAUGCAGGAGAACCUGUGAGCUGGCAGGGCUUUGCCUCAGGUCUUUCCUUUCCAGUCCCUUUGACCUUAAAGACUGAACAUGGAAAGUGCAUGUAUUGCAGAGGUACAGUCGACCCUCGGUCCUCCCACUUCACACUAUGUACCUCCCUGCUUUUUGGGGGGGGAUUUCUGUUUUGUUUACAGAAGACACACACAACUGGGCGUAGUGUCCUCUCUUGGCAGCUUUUCUGUCUAGAAAUUGUGUACCGUGUCAGCAGAAGCUGGAACUCUUACCUCCACCCAACCACAUGGAUAACCAGGAUGGGCCAAGAGACGGGAUGCUUCAAAUUUCUUUUGGACUUUUUCUGGUUUCGUUGAACUCUCUAAACACUCGACAGGAUUAAAAUGCGAAGUCACGUACAGAUAGGUAAAGGCAUUUUGUCCAAAAGCACUUUUCUCCAAGAGUAAGUAAGGCAGCUUAGUUCUUUAGUUUCCUAGAAAAACUAGAAAAUGGUAUGAUGUUACUACAGGUUCUGCCAGUCUAUAUGAUACUCUCAGUAGCCUUCACACCUAACACUUGGAUUUUUGUGUUAAGCAUUGGCUUGGGAGCAGUAAGUUGAAUACCAAACCACAGCAAGACACUUUGGUGCAAUACAGAAGUAGGGAUUCUGCUGCUAAUGUUUAAGCCAUGACCUUCAGGUGGAAUUGCCCCUUGUGGACAAAUAUCUCCUAAGGAAUAACAAACUCUUCUUAUUCUACCUGGAUAACAGAAAGGUUUAGUAGCUGGCGGAGGUGUUUGCUUGCAAAACAGCGGCUCAGAGCUGCCCUUCUAACUAGAGCCAAGCUGCGCUCUUGAAACUUGGGGUUGCGCUGGCAGGUUUUGUUCACUUGAACAAGGUUCACGGCAUUGCCAGGGUGCGCGAGCAGCACUUAAUCUACAGCUCGACAAAACACUUUUGCUCCACCUGGGGCGCUUUUUCCUCUCCUGCUCUUACUCCAUGUUUUGUGAGACUUCAGAAGUUGGAAGUUAAGGUGGUCUCACUUUUCAGGUAGCUGCUGCAGGUUAAGAGACUGCCGCAUCACACAAAAAUACUAAUAGUUUAGGUCAUUUGUAGCUGCUAAAACUGCUUAAAGACUUUAGGGAUAAGCGUUGGGUUUUUUCCCAAGUAACUCUGUAUUUUGUAGCUGAUCUUUGUGUUUCGGUGACCACGAUCUGCUUUUAUAAAAUCAGGUUUUGCUCGAGAUUUUUUUUUUUUUUCCUCUCCUUUAAAAAGACAGGUGAGAGUGGGUCUGAAACAUUACCUCGCCUAGGCAUUUGUUCAGCUUGGUUCCGUUGGUGGCUGUUCGCGACUGAGAAGACUUGAAUUAACAACAGCUCAUGUGGCUGGGAUUAUCUGAAAAGGUGCUUGCUGUUAGCCUGCUCCUACUGAAAUGAGCGGAGCUGCGUUAGGUCAGCGUUGAUCUCUUUGGAAACCGUUGAGCUUCCGUCACACUUGAUGCUGGUUUGGAAUGAAGCCGCCUUUAUUUCAAAGCCGUUUCACAUAAAGAUAGAUACAUGUGAUAAUGCAGGAUGUUUAGUCGUCAUAGAAGUAUCUGGGGAGUAAUCUUCUGCAAAAAUCAUGUAUCCACUAAAUAUACUCUAAGAAAAGUUCUAUAACCAAGGAAGCUAUAUAAAAUUAUUUGAUAGUGAUUAAGUGCUACCCGAAUGCCUUUUGCUUCGGUCCUUAUUUCCUUAAUUAUUUUCAUCUCGACUAACCUAAACUUAGGCCUGAAGUGACCUGGCUUAAAAAAUAAAAAGAUCCCUUUUAAACCGUUGUUUGCGUAAGGCAGGAGAGUAAUUCCCCCUACUUGUAAUAAUACCAAUUUCUUUUUAAGUUUGGAGAGCGAUGGACUUGUCAGAUUUGAUUUAGCAAACGCAGGGGCCGCUGCUCGGGGCGGCUGGUGAUCUGUAGUGAGUAGCAGGGGAGGCACAAGUCGGCCAUGCCACCUUCCCACCUCCGGACGCUGGUUUCUGGAGCUGCCUUCUGGCUAUGUUGCAAAUAUAAGCCCUUAAAAUUACUGCUCGCCCUCUUUAAAAUCAUGCCGGUGGGAUCUGCACCUGCCUGGAUGUUGUUUUUCCCCAUCCAAUUCACAAUUUCUGCUGUUCCUCUGCAUCUGAAACGCGUUCUCACCAGCCAGAUGGGAAGGAUUCAGAAGGCGCUAUUUUCCUCAUAAUAGACUAUACAUAAAACACACUUAAAGGUUAUGUAAUUUCCUAACAUAGUAAUUAUAUAUUGAGCUAAAUAAUAGAGAAGCAAAGAGGGGUUGGGCUUUUUUUUUUUUUUUUUUGGAUCUAAUUGCCUGGCUGCUCUAGUCUCUCAUGCAAACUGCAGGCGUCGGAGGAAAUUGGGUAACCAGCUGUGACAGCGAACAAAAGGCAGAAAAUUCUCUCCGAGCAAGCGUUUCAUCCUCCCCUUGUGCUUCGGGACCGAAAGCCAUGCAUUUGCCUUGGUGGUGGCAUGGGUCACAGCCUUCGUGUGACGAUGUCAGUGUCGUUCUGAGCAGUUUCUUCUCCGAUUCCUCUGCCCUGUAUCACCUUGUGGUCGCUGCAGGAGCUCAAGUUAACCUGCAAAUAAUCACCUUCACGAGAUGUUACCUGGAGCGGUACUGCACGUGGUGGGGUUGAGGCAAGAUGUGUGGACCCUUCCAGGUCCUCCUGGGAGCAGACGGGUCUUGCGUCAGGCUACUUGCACGUUCUUUCCUCACCUUUUCAUUCCCAGUUCAUCCCAGGCUCCAGUCUGGUGGUUGCUGGUGUACUACACAGCAGAGCGCUCCAGUUCUUUGCUUACCUGCAUGUCCACUGUAUUUAUUCAUGUGUUUAAUGCUAACGAUGGGCUUGCUUCCUCUUAGAGGGGGAGAAAUGCUGGAUUCUGCCCCGUGAAGUGGCUGACACCCAGUUUUGAGGAUGUCCUGCGUCAUCCCGAGCUGUAAGCACCACAGCAGUGCCCAGCUCGGGCUCUUCAGCCUGACGCUGCCUUAUACUCUCGCUGACACCCCUGCUUCUGCUCUUUUUGCACAUAAAUAUUUGUGUGAUAAUAAGCUGGACGCUGAGGACCCCCCCCACCCCCCCCCUCCUCUCCCAAACUCUGGGGUCAAUCAACGCGGAAACUCUACCAAAAAAAAAAAAUCAUAAAAGGGAAAAGGAACUAACUUGCACAGUUUUCAUAAGGGAAAUAUGGACCUUCAAUCUUUUGAUUGUAUUGAUCUAACUCUUGAAUGUGGCGACCGGUUGAAGCGCACUGUUGUCCAUGUUGCAUAUGGUGUUAACUUAAAUUGCACUGUACAGCGUAUUGGCGUCUAAUGUAAGCUUUGCUGAAGCCUCGGAAAGCGCUGGCGUCUGCGGGUGCCUGUAGGAGGGAAAAUGUCUGUGCUCGCACUCCCUUUCUUUGUAUCUGUGACACUGAGUAGCACUGUGUGACGUGCGCUAUGUAUCCGUUAAAUAGUACGAAAUCAAGUGAUGAGUGCACUUCUGUCCAAACAUCCGGAAUUGCUAAUUGGAUUGGGCUGCUGCAUCAGUUUUAAUUAUUUAAAAAAAAAAAAGAAAGAAAUAACAGGGCUGGGAGCUUGUGUGCUACCGUUAGAUGUAUGCUGUAUGUGUACAGAAGAAUCCCAGCCGCUGGGGUGUUGAAUAUAUCGCCCCAAAAAAAAAAAAUAAAGUAACAAAUCUGAGACAAACCAAGGUGGCUCAAAUUGCUGAGCCCUUGGGGAGGAGCAAAACAGAUAGAAAGUGGCUGUAAACUUUGCUGUAGAUAUGUUGAGAACAUAGUAGAAAUGUCUGUUCAAAUUAAAACCUUGAAGACUCUAAAAAGUUCUUUAAUUACA
Molecule: messenger RNA, 6010 nt
Organism: Chroicocephalus ridibundus (black-headed gull)
Lineage: Eukaryota; Metazoa; Chordata; Aves; Charadriiformes; Laridae
Gene: MTMR9
Product: myotubularin related protein 9
Exons: 10
Coding region: 537-2189 (550 amino acids)
Biological process (GO): negative regulation of autophagy; phosphatidylinositol dephosphorylation
Cellular component (GO): membrane; cytoplasm
Molecular function (GO): phosphatidylinositol-3-phosphate phosphatase activity
Source: RefSeq, a predicted model, not a curated record